Messenger RNA from Macrobrachium nipponense, 632 nucleotides. Its product is annotated as ubiquitin-protein ligase E3C-like. The record is from RefSeq and is a predicted model, not a curated record. The transcript is spliced from 4 exons. Lineage: Eukaryota; Metazoa; Arthropoda; Malacostraca; Decapoda; Palaemonidae. Gene Ontology annotation, molecular function: ubiquitin protein ligase activity; protein binding. Bases 22 to 552 code for a protein of 176 amino acids. Gene Ontology annotation, biological process: protein polyubiquitination; ubiquitin-dependent protein catabolic process.
CUGUUAUUUUAAGUAAGAAGCAUGUGGAGUUUUGAGGGUGAUUAUCGACGUAAGCCUCAGCAGAGGUUAGGAGGUGCAAGUAAAGCUCGUAAUAUUGAACGCUCAGACUUGCUUCAUCAACUGAAAUCAGACAGAGAGGAGAGGGAGAGGCAAAGAAGACGAGAGGCUGCUGUGUUAACUAUUCAGUCAUGGACACGUGGCAUGAUCAGCCGACGGCAGACUAAACAGAAGUUGCGUCUUCAGUGCGAUAUUGUACUUGCAGAAGCAAAAUCACAGGGUAUUUCAGAAGCAGCAGCAUCAAAGUUGAUUGCAUUGUUGAUUCGCAUAUUUAAUCCUGUAGAAGACUGUGAGAGAUUGCUCCUCACAUGUCAGAUGGUGGUGCGGGAAAAUCGUAUUUUAUCAGCUUGGGUUUGUUCUUCGUUAAAUCAGGUGGUGUAUUUGCUUCCAAGGCUUGUGAAUAUGUCUAUGGAUGGUUAUCACACAUUCUACCAAUGCAGUCCCCAUGGCACAUGCCCCUCCCCUGAGGUUAUUAGAAAUCAUGACUUCCACUGAAAGUUGGGAUACAAAAUUGUCUACAAGUGAUCAGCAACUGUUUUUAACAGCAUUAUAUUCCUAUAUGAUUGCCAGAGGUA